This is a messenger RNA of Telopea speciosissima, 824 nucleotides long. RefSeq names its product probable hexosyltransferase MUCI70. The transcript has 3 exons. Lineage: Eukaryota; Viridiplantae; Streptophyta; Magnoliopsida; Proteales; Proteaceae. Bases 189 to 824 code for a protein of 211 amino acids. The record is from RefSeq and is a predicted model, not a curated record.
UAUUGAGUAUGAAACAGGCAGAAGUUAGUGUUCCGAGAUUUUACUAUAGAACCAACUCUCAUUUUGAUUUCUUGAAAUGUAGUCUCUGAUCUCCCUGUUUCCAGAAGUGCUAUUUUUAUAUGCUUUGUAUUACUUCUCCAAUGCUGAACUUGGUGUCCAAUCUAUUUUAUUGUAUUUUUCUUAAAUGAAUGUUUCAGGUGAAUGAAACUGCUGUGGUGCAUUGUGGUUUCUACAGUGAAAAUGGAGGGUUUAAGGUUUCUACUGAGGACAAAAAUUACAUGCAGACUUGCAAAAUUGUUGUCUCUACUUGGGCAUUCGGUGGCGGUGACGAUCUUUAUCAACCUAUUAAUAUGUCAGAGGCAUCUCUUAAAAAGGUUUGCUAUGUUGCAUUUUGGGAUGAUAUUACUCUCCAAACGCAGGAAGCAGGGGGAAAGAGAAUUGAUGAGAACCAUAAGAUUGGUAAAUGGCGCAUUGUAGUUGUUAAGGAUCUCCCUUUUGCGGAUCAACGGUUGAAUGGUAAAAUCCCUAAGGUAGAACAAAUUGCAUAUUGUCUCAUUGUUGCUUUUGGAUUUUCGAAAAAGGCAAAAUACAGGAAGUCCUUAUCGAGCUCAACCACACCCGUCGCCGCUGCCGCCGGUGGAGCUCAUACGCCUUCUCCUAAUUCUGCAGUUUUAUCAACUGCCUCCAAAAACCCUGUCACCGCUGACUACAAUUUUGCCUCUGACUUCACUGAUGGCACGAGAGCCCCCAUUGAAGCCUCAGCCAUCGAACUCUCUCUCUCUCGCUCCUCGACUUUAAAGGAACAGGAGUGCAUAUCGUUGUAA